Messenger RNA from Nymphalis io (European peacock), 531 nucleotides. RefSeq lists its product as uncharacterized. Bases 1 to 531 code for a protein of 176 amino acids. The transcript has 3 exons. NCBI's taxonomy places the organism in Eukaryota, Metazoa, Arthropoda, Insecta, Lepidoptera, Nymphalidae. The record is from RefSeq and is a predicted model, not a curated record.
AUGCGCUGUGAAACACCUUUAGUAAAGGAAGAUUUACACCAUCCCACGUUGGAUAUUAUGUUAAUAGAUAUUAACAUUAGUAGCUUUCUUAGCCCUCCUCGUAUUGUUAAACUUUUUCAUAAAGCUGACUAUAAAAUAAUUAAUGAAUUAUUGGCUAACAUUGAUUGGUCGGUUAUUUCUGAUUACUAUGAUAUUGACACAUCCGUUGAGAAAUUCUAUUACAUAAUCAAUGAUAUAAUUACAAAGAAUAUUCCUUCUAAAGUGCACAAAAAAUGGAAAAUGUAUGAUAAUUACAGUGAUUACAGUACUUUUAAAUUACUUCGUGAUAGACAAAAAAGGGUUGAAAAGACAUGCUACGAUAACUAUCUUGAUUUUGCGGAAAAUAAUAUUUUGAGAAACUCUAAGUGUUUUUGGACAUUUGUCAAGACCAAACAGAAUACAAAUGACAUACCUGAGCGGCUAUAUUAUAACGAUAUCUCAACAAGUGACGGUCAGCAAAUAAGCAAUCUGGUUAUAGUUAGAAGAUGUUGA